Messenger RNA from Fundulus heteroclitus (mummichog), 6530 nucleotides. Its product is annotated as SH3 and multiple ankyrin repeat domains protein 2. The record is from RefSeq and is a predicted model, not a curated record. The transcript has 25 exons. Gene Ontology annotation, cellular component: postsynaptic density; postsynaptic membrane; dendritic spine. Gene Ontology annotation, molecular function: synaptic receptor adaptor activity; ionotropic glutamate receptor binding. The coding region runs from base 142 to 5829 and encodes 1895 amino acids. Lineage: Eukaryota; Metazoa; Chordata; Actinopteri; Cyprinodontiformes; Fundulidae.
CGGCUUUAGGAGAAGCUGCGCGGAGGAGACCAAACCUGAAGGAGGAAACAUUUUCCCACCGAACAGGAACCAGAACAUUCAAGGGAGCUGCCGUGGAGCGGUGGACCUCCUCCUUCAGAGAGCCUUACUCCUCUGGACCUCAUGGCUGAAAUGCUGAACCCGCCGGCCCUGCUGAGCAUGCCCCGGAGCCCCACCUCCAGCGAGGAGGAGAUGGCACAUAGCUUUUCCGAUUACUCCGACGACUGCGCCUCCGACAGCUCCCGAGAAGAAACCAUCUACGAGACAAUAAGGGCGACCGCCGAGCCAUCGCAGAACCACAUGGACGACAUUCACAUGAACUCGCUGGUGGUCCGGGUCCUCAUCCCGGACCUGCAGCAGACGAAAUGCAUGCGGUUCAACCCGGACGCGACGGUCUGGAUCGCCAAACAGCGGAUCUUGUGCACGCUCAAUCAGACCCUGAAAGAUGUGCUGAACUACGGACUUUUCCAGCCGGCGAGCAACGGCAGGGACGGCAAGUUCCUGGACGAAGAGCGCCUCCUCCGAGAGUACCCACAGCCAAUCAGCAAGGGGGUCCCCUGUUUGGAGUUUCGCUACAAGAGCAGAGUCUACAGGCAGCCCAACAUUGAUGAGAAGCAGAUUGCCAAACUUCAUACAAAGGCCAACCUGAGGAAGUUCAUGGACUUCAUUCAGCACAAUCAGGUGGACAGAGUGGGCAAAAUGUUGGAGAGAGGCCUUGAUCCCAACUACCACGACGGUGAUACUGGCGAGAGCCCGCUGACGUUCGCCGCUCAGCUGGACAACGCGGCGGAGAUGCUAAAGGUGCUGAAGGAUGGAGGAGCUCACCUGGACUUCAGGGCCAAGGAUGGCAUGACUUCCCUUCACAAAGCCGCCCGCUCCAAGAACCAGGUCAUGCUCAUGACGCUGCUGGAGCUGGGAGCGUCUCCAGACUACAAGGACAGCCGCGGUCUGACGCCUCUGUACCACAGCGUGGUGGUGGGAGGCGACCCCGGCUGCUGCGAGCUGCUGCUCAACCACCAGGCCUCCGUCUGCUGCCAGGAUGAGAACGGCUGGCACGAGGUUCACCAGGCCUGUCGUCACGGCCAUGUGCAGCAUCUGGAACAUCUGCUGUUCUACGGAGCCGUCAUGAGCGCCCAGAACGCCUCGGGGAACACCGCCCUGCACAUCUGUGCCCUCUACAACCAGGAUAACUGUGCUAGAGUGCUGCUGGUCCGUGGAGCUGACAAGGAAGUGAAGAACUACAACAGCCAGACUCCAUUUCAGGUGGCCAUUAUUGCUGGAAACUUUGAGCUCGCCGAACUCAUCAAGAACCACAAAGACUCUGAUAUAGUGCCUUUCCGCGAGGCUCCAGCCUACUCCAAGCGCCGGCGGGGUCCGUCCUCCGGCAGCGGAAACGGCCAGUCCCCGUCCUCGCUGUCAGCGCCACGGGUCCUCCUGCGCUCCAACAGCGACAACAACCUGUCUGUAAGCCAGUACCAGCAGCAGCACGGCUCUCCUGGAAACUGGACCCCCCAUCUGCAGCAGCACCAACACGCCCAGACCCACCAACACAGGGCCCCCCAGCAGGGUCACUCGCAGCCUGGCUCCUCAGCUUUACACCGAAGCCUGUCCCCCCAGCUGGUCCAGCAGAUGCCCAGCGGCAGCCCCAAUGGCAACGUGGUGGUCCGCACUAUGGGGAGGGGGGCCAGGAGCCGCUCACCCUCCCUCAGCCGGCUGGGGGAGGAGAACAGACGCGCUCAGACUGCGCAGCGGCAGCCCAGUCCCAGCAGCCACAGCGAGGCGGGCGGCCCCAGGAGGAAGCUGUACAGCGCCGUUCCAGGCCGGCACUUUGUGGUGGUCCGGUCCUACACCGGCCAGGCCGAGGGAGAGAUCAACCUGUACAAAGGCGACAGAGUAAAAGUUCUGAGCAUCGGAGAGGGGGGAUUCUGGGAGGGCAGCGCCCGCGGCCAGGUGGGCUGGUUUCCAGCCGACUGCGUGGAGGAGAUCCCGGCCAAGGCCACCGAGGAGAGGACCUAUUCCCGAGCGGACCGGGCCGACAGACGGAAGCUCUUCAGACAUUACACCGUGGGCUCGUACGACAGCUUCGACGCGUCCAGUGACUGCGUGGUGGACGAGAAGACGGUGGUGCUGCAGAAGAAGGAGAAUGAGGGCUUCGGCUUCGUCCUGCGUGGGGCCAAAGCCGAUACUCCCAUCGAGGAGUUCACCCCCACGCCGGCCUUCCCGGCGCUGCAGUACCUGGAGUCGGUGGAUGAAGGCGGAGUGGCCUGGCAGGCGGGGCUCCGGACGGGGGACUUCCUCAUCGAGGUGAACCAGGAGAAUGUGGUGAAGGUGGGCCACAGGCAGGUCGUCAACAUGAUCCGCCAGGGAGGAAACCGGCUUCUGAUCAAAGUGGUGACGGUGAGCCGGAAUCUGGACCCCGAGGACACGGCACGCAAAAAAGCUCCUCCACCUCCAAAGAGAGCCCCCACCACCGCCCUGUCCAUGCGCUCCAAGUCCAUGACCUCAGAGCUGGAGGAACUUGUGGACAAAGCCACGCUGAGGAAAAAGAAAGGUGAUAAAGUGGAGGAGAUGACGCACGCCCAGAAGAGCUCACCGGUGGACACGAAGAUCGCCACGAUCAAACCUCGGCCCUCCAGUCGCUGCUUGGUCACUCCUACAGACAUGAAUUCCAUGUAUCACGACCGCCAGGGAGUAGCAGUGGUGCCGCCCACUGUGCCAGGAGCCUACCUGGGGAUCCCAGAAAAGGGCACCAUGAGGAAGCAGAAGUCCAUAGGUACAUCGGAGGAUGAUAAACAGGGACUCCUCACGCCUCCCCCGCUGAAGUUCUCCCGCAGCCUCUCGAUGCCCGACACCUCAGAGGACAUCCCGCCUCCCCCAGCGAUUUCCCCCCCUUCACCACCUGCCUACAACUCCGCUGCUGGACCUACAGCCAAGAACUACGGCACCACCCGACCGAGCUUCACCCAGAACUCGCCCAACGCAGUGACAACCAUCAGUCGGACCACGGACGUCGGCAGGCUGCGGCGGGGAUAUUUCCGUCAGAGCUCUGAGCAGUUUGAGAGCACGCGCACAAGAGGGCGCACGCCGGUGCCCGAGAACCCGUACUCCGAGGUCGGCAACAAGACGCUAUAUGUGCCGGCUAAACCGGCCAGGAGGAAGGGGAUGCUGGUAAAGCAGCCCAACGUUGAGGACAGUCCAGAGAAAACGUGUCACGUGCCGUCCAGCCCGUCAGGCGCCGUCUCCAUGCCCACGACCCCCGUCGAAAGGACAUGCUCGUCCAUCCCCAUUCCCACCAUCAUCGUUAAAGAACCUUCCACCAGCAGCAGUGGCAAAAGCAGCCAGGGUAGCAGCAUGGAGAUUGAGCCCACUACCCCAGAACAUCCCCCGCUAACACCCGCCGUCGGAGGAAGUGGAGGUUUGCGUCCUGAGGACCCGAUGUCCCUUGGCAACCCCUUCGCAGCAGCUAUUGCCGGCGCGGUGCGGGACCGCGAGAAGAGACUCGAAGCGAAAAAGAACUCGAUUGCCUUCCAGUCGAUAGACAUAGGAGAUGAUGAAAUGAGUGGUCCUGCACCGACUCCUCGUCUUCGCCAGUCCAAAUCCAUUGACGAAGGCAUGUUCAGCAGCGACGAACGCCUGCGAAGGAUACUGGCCCCCCCUACCACAGUGCAACUCGGACCCCCGGUUGGUGGCGGUAGUGGAAAUAUGACAGAUUUCAACACACCUGAGCCCACAGUGGUUCGGGAGCCUCUGAACACUAGAACCGGCCAGUGUCCCAAUCUGGACAGUCCAGUUAGUCUCCCAGCCACUCCUCCUAAGAGCCACUACAAGGCUAAUGGCACCUACCUCCAUCCUGUCACUGGUAAACCUUUGGACCCCAACUCUCCACUGGCUCUGGCUUUGGCAGCUCGUGACCGGGCCAUGAAGGAACAACAGAACCAUCCUCAGAACCAGCCGACAAAUCCUCCUCAGGUUCAGCAAACCUCCAAGAACGAAGCCCAUUCCCUGCCACUUCAGCCGAGCCACAAACCGGACCUCAACCAGCCGCUUUUCAUAGACACCAAAUUACGCUCUGGGAUUGAGACCAGCUUUGCAGCAAUCUCCACAGCAACCAUGGGCCGACCGGGCCGCGGCGGCCUCCGGCGACAGAUGACCGAGCAGAAGUACGAGUCUGACGGAGCGCGGGAACAGCGGCAGCAUCAGACCGUCGAGCAGAGAAAGAGCGCGCCGCCGAACGUCGCAGACACGUCGCAGACCAAGUCAACGGGGCUGUUGAUGGUCCACACGAGCACAGACACAACUAACAGCAAGACCAACAACCAGGAGGUGGAGGUGCAGGACAGCAACCGCCCUUCUGAGCUGAAGGACCCCAACCAGCUUGACCCCCACAAUGCUCCAACCCUUUCCUCCAACCCUCAGCAAGCUGCCUCGCGGAGAAGAAGCGUCCCGUUGGGCGAAUCUCUGGAGGAACCGGUGAAACUGCCAUUCCGUAUCCCCCCUCCACCGCUAGCAUCGGUCGACAUAGACGAGGAAUUUGAGUUCUCAGAGCCUCUCCCUCCACCGCUCGAGUUUGCAAACAGCAUCGACAUCCCUGACGACCAGGCCAGCGCCUUUGCGGAGAUGCUUCAGCAGCAGAGACGGAACGGAGGACCUCCUCUGCCCCCUUACCAUCCGCACGCCCCUCCCCCUGUCGGCGAUCACCACAAGCGGGUGGUGAACAGCAUGCCCCCUUCUUACCAUCCGGCCCCACCGGAACCAGAGUCGGGGGUGGCCGACUCUGGCAUCGAGGAGGUAGACAGCCGCAGCAGCGGAGAUCCUCAGCACAUGGAGACCACCAGCACGGUUUCCAGCAUCUCCACCCUGUCGUCAGAAGGAGGCUUCUGCGACAGCGCGUUGGAGAGUCUCUACGCCACCGCAGACGGACACGCCUUCCUGGUGGACCGGCCCCCUGUCCCACCCAAACCCAAGGGAAAGUCUGUCAUCAACAGAACGUCGCUUUAUCACGACGCUCUCAUUGAAGAGCCCCCCGAGUCCUACGGGUCGCCACCUCAAGCUCCUCCCCCUCCUCCAUCCUCGUCUGAGCCUCCUAGGACUCCUUCUCAAAGGACAUCUAAGCUGUGGGGCGAUCAGCCCCCCGAGCUACGCAGCCCCCCAUCCACGCCAGACACCAAGAACACCGUGAUCACUGAGCUGAGCUCCAUCUUUCAGCACAUGAAUCGCGACAGGCCGACCAAGCCGGGCGAGGCCCUCGACUCCCCCACGGCGACCCGAGGGGGCUUCACGUCCAGACCCCCCACAGAUGACUCAGGAAUGCGUAACAACGCCGCUGCAGCUGCUCUCACCUCCACGCCUCCCAGCAGCCUCCCGUCGCAGGGAAACCCCUGCAGCCCGCCGGACUCCGCCUCCUCCCUCACCCCCUGCUCCUCGCUGCCUCCCUCCGUGUCGCCCACCCUGACCGACGUCUUCGGCCUGCCCACGCCCCCCAUGGGCAGCGGCGGCGGCUACAGCCUGAGCUCGUCGUGUGGCGGCAGCGGCAGCUCGCGCUCUCCGUCGCCGCUCACGCUGAUGCAGGCGGUGGCGGCGUCUGGGAAGCCCUUCGCCUCCAAGCCCAUGGAGCUGUGGAGCAAACACGACGUGGCCGACUGGCUGGAGAGUCUGAACCUUGGGGAGCACAAGGACGCCUUCCUGGACAACGAGAUCGAGGGCGCCCACCUGCCGUCGCUGCAGAAGGAGGACCUGAUAGACCUGGGCGUGACCCGGGUGGGCCACCGCAUGAACAUAGAGAGGGCCCUGAAGCUGCUGCAGGACAGAUAAGCGUCCCGGGAGACGGGGGGCAUCAUCAGGAGUCAGCCGGAGGAGAGGGAGGUGUUUCCAGUCACGCUAGCCGAUCUCUUCACCAGACAUGGAAGGGUAGAAGUUCCAUCCAAGCUGAAGCUGCCUCUUGCUGUGUUUGUCCUCUCAUCGUGCGUCUUCGCCCUCAUCUCAGUGGUUCGGCUUGUCCACCGUCCUCCACCUCCCCGCCGUCCUGGGCACCGGGGGCGUGGAGGAACUGCAGGGCGAGUAAAGGGGACACAGGACAGGAGGACAGACCCAUGGACCGUCUGCGAGUUUCUGGAAUAUUUUAAACUCUGGAAAUACAAAAGAUUACUCGUCUGGAGGUCUACUUAACCUAACAGACUCGUGCUCUCCCCCGUCGCUUUGGAAUACUGAGACUUUUUCCGUACACCGGGAGUGGGUGCGAGAAGAACCAGCUGAGCUGGUCGUUGCUCCUUUUCUAUCUUUGCUAGAAUUUGUUCAGAGAAUAUUUCUUCACUAGAGUCCUACGGAGUUAUAUUUCUGGGUGCAUCUGCGGCUGUAGAGGAACAUUUUGAGAUAGACUCCUUUUUUUUUGUUGUUGUUGCUUUUCACCUGUUUGUGUCAAAAUUAGAGCAUCAGCUGAGACAUUAAAACAGAGCCAACUCCAGUCCUCAAGGGCUGGUGUCCAGCAGCGUCUGGGUGUGUCUCAGCUCCAACAC